UCGAAGAGGGUGUUCAAGGAUGCAACUAUUUUAUCGAUUUUUAUGGUUUUCAAUAAUAAAUUCUUUUGUGAACAACACAUUCGCAAAGCAUGUACUUUUGUUAUGAACUCUUCCACUCCAACUUCAUCGUCACCGAAUAAAAGGCUCGACCAGCACAUGCGUGGCGUGGGGAAGGUGUUCCGUCGUUAAUAUUACAUGGGGCACCCCCAAUCCGUUCCGACGGGUGUCAGGCUGGGGAGUAGCUGAGGGGAUUGAUAAGCUCUCACACCACCUCUAUAUAUUCAUGGAGGUCAAGCCGGAGACAAAGCCCGCGGGAGAGGCCCACGGCAUCCGGGGAAUGGAACCAUCCCGCCCGCCAUCAAGAUCGAGACGCAUCAAGGAUAGAGCGACAGCGAUCGAAGACGACGACAUGCUCCAGGCAUUUGCCAUCGUCGCGGCCUGGAAUCGCGACGCCCGUACAAAGAAGAAAAGCGUGGACAAGAAGAAAAGCGCGGACAAGAAGAAAAGCGUGGACAAGAAGAAAAGCGUGGACAAGGAGAAAAGCGUGGACAAGGAGAAAAGCGUGGACAAGGAGAAAAGCGUGGACAAGGAGAAAAGCGUGGACAAGGAGAAAAGCGUGGACAAGGAGAAAAGCGUGGACAAGGAGAAAAGCGUGGACAAGGAGAAAAGCGUGGACAAGGAGAAAAGCGUGGACAAGAAGAAAAGCGUGGACAAGGAGAAAAGCGUGGACAAGGAGAAUAGCGUGGACAAGGAGAAAAGCGUGGACAAGGAGAAAAGCGUGGACAAGGAGAAAAGCGUGGACAAGGAGAAAAGCGUGGACAAGAAGAAAAGCGUGGACGAGAAGAAAAGCGUGGACAAGGAGAAAAGCGUGGACAAGGAGAAAAGCGUGGACAAGGAGAAAAGCGUGGACAAGGAGAAAAGCGUGGACAAGGAGAAAAGCGUGGACAAGGAGAAAAGCGUGGACAAGGAGAAAAGCGUGGACAAGGAGAAAAGCGUGGACAAGGAGAAACGCGUGGACAAGGAGAAACGCGUGGACAAGGAGAAACGCGUGGACAAGGAGAAAAGCGUGGACAAGGAGAAAAGCGUGGACAAGGAGAAUAGCGUGGACAAGGAGAAAAGCGUGGACAAGGAGAAAAGCGUGGACAAGGAGAAAAGCGUGGACAAGGAGAAAAGCGUGGACAAGGAGAAAAGCGUGGACAAGGAGAAAAGCGUGGACAAGGAGAAAAGCGUGGACAAGGAGAAAAGCGUGGACAAGGAGAAAAGCGUGGACAAGGAGAAAAGCGUGGACAAGAAGAAAAACGUGGACAAGAAGAAAAACGUGGACAAGAAGAAAAGCGUGGACAAGGAGAAAAGCGUGGACAAGGAGAAAAGCGUGGACAAGAAGAAAAACGUGGACAAGAAGAAAAGCGUGGACAAGGAGAAAAGCGUGGACAAGGAGAAAAGCGUGGACAAGGAGAAAAGCGUGGACAAGGAGAAAAGCGUGGACAAGGAGAAAAGCGUGGACAAGAAGAAAAGCGUGGACAAGAAGAAAAGCGUGGACAAGGAGAAAAGCGUGGACAAGGAGAAAAGCGUGGACAAGGAGAAAAGCGUGGACAAGAAGAAAAGCGUGGACAAGGAGAAAAGCGUGGACAAGGAGAAUAGCGUGGACAAGGAGAAAAGCGUGGACAAGGAGAAAAGCGUGGACAAGGAGGAAAGCGUGGACAAGGAGAAAAGCGUGGACAAGAAGAAAAGCGUGGACGAGAAGAAAAGCGUGGACAAGGAGAAAAGCGUGGACAAGGAGAAUAGCGUGGACAAGGAGAAUAGCGUGGACAAGGAGAAAAGCGUGGGCAAGGAGAAAAGCGUGGACAAGGAGGAAAGCGUGGACAAGGAGAAAAGCGUGGACAAGAAGAAAAGCGUGGACGAGAAGAAAAGCGUGGACAAGGAGAAAAGCGUGGACAAGGAGAAUAGCGUGGACAAGGAGAAUAGCGUGGACAAGGAGAAAAGCGUGGGCAAGGAGAAAAGCGUGGACAAGGAGAAAAGCGUGGUCAAGGAGAAAAGCGUGGACGAGGACGCGGCAUAUGAUGCGUCGAUGCUGCGCUCUUCGACUGAUGCUAGACAGGACCGACAUGCGUACUGGUGGACCCAGGACAUUGCAGAUCUACGGGCGACGUGCAUUCGGGCCCGCAGGCGGCUCCAGAAAGCCCGCCGUCGGCGGCAUCAUGACGAGGAAGAGAUCUCCCUCUGCUACGAGACAUACAAGGGGACGCAAUACUUCUUAAAGCGGGCGAUCAAGAGCGCUAAAGCCCGACCCCGGAUAAGCUUCGACUUCUCCCAACAAUUCCGACUCGUGCAUGUGUGA
Messenger RNA from Bombus huntii, 2338 nucleotides. RefSeq lists its product as uncharacterized. The transcript is spliced from 2 exons. The record is from RefSeq and is a predicted model, not a curated record. Bases 284 to 2338 code for a protein of 684 amino acids. Lineage: Eukaryota; Metazoa; Arthropoda; Insecta; Hymenoptera; Apidae.